Musca domestica (house fly) is the source of this 2181-nucleotide messenger RNA. Its product is annotated as long-chain-fatty-acid--CoA ligase heimdall-like. Gene Ontology annotation, cellular component: membrane; endoplasmic reticulum. The record is from RefSeq and is a predicted model, not a curated record. Gene Ontology annotation, molecular function: long-chain fatty acid-CoA ligase activity. Lineage: Eukaryota; Metazoa; Arthropoda; Insecta; Diptera; Muscidae. Bases 156 to 2174 code for a protein of 672 amino acids. The transcript has 7 exons.
UCGCAUUAAGCAACUCGUGUGUGAUUAUAAUUGAAAACAAAUUAAGAAAGUUUUAUUGGAUUUAUAUCGUCUGGAGGAUAUAUUGUGCGGUAACAACAAUAAGAAGCCAAUCUGCAGUAAAAAAUUCCCAUCAUCCCCAACCCCAGCCUCUCCCAAUGACCCACCUAAAACCCGCCACCACUUACACUUCCUGUUGCCUACAUGAGCCGGUAAAAUUAUUGGCCUCCACCGAAAGCCUAAAUGACAUCCAGCCAAAAACUAUACCCGGAUUUUUCCGAGAAUGUUGUGAAAAAUACCAAACCCACACAGCCUUGGCUUACAAGGCAGACAACCCCGGCCACAAUUCCAACAACUGGACCCACAUAACCUACAAUGACUACUUCGAAAAUGUUGAAAAAGCCGCCUUAGCAUUACUCCAUCUUGGCGUUGAGGCUCGCUCCUCAGUUGCCAUACUGGCGGCUAAUUGUCCCGAAUGGUUUUACAUUGAGUUGGCAGCGUUACGUAUCAAUGCUGUGGUGGCUGGGAUUUAUACAACCAAUUCCGCGGAGGCAGUCUAUCAUGUUUUGGAGACAUCCGAUGCUUCAGUGGUUGUGGUCGACAAUAGCCAACAAAUGGAAAAAAUUCGAGCUAUACGUUCACGUUUACCCAAACUGAAGGCUAUUGUUCAAUUAUCGGCACCUUAUGAUUUUGAGGAAACUGAUGAGAAGAGCGGCUAUUACUCGUGGGCGAAUUUAAUGCAGCUGGAUUUUGGAAAGGGUUUGCGAAACGAGUUAUUAUUCCGUGAAGAGGAUGUGGCUGCCAAUAUGUGUUCUCUGCUGAUAUUUACGUCUGGCACUGUGGGCCUGCCCAAAGGCGUAAUGGUGUCUCACGAUGCCGUACUCUAUGUCGUUCAAGCCUUGAAUAAAUCCUUGACGCAAUUAAAACCCGGCAUGGAAUCCUGUAUAACCUACUUGCCUCUCAGCCACAUAGCUUCUCAAUUUUUCGAUAUCUUCCUGGGCAUGCUAAACGGAGCUAAUAUAUAUUUCGCCGACCGGAAUGCCAUGAAGGGUACUCUGUGUGAAACAAUCAAGAAGGUACGGCCAACCUGGUUUUUUGGUGUACCCAGAAUUUUUGAGAAACUCAUUGAGAGGCAGGCGAAAACGGAAGAAGAACAGAAGACACUGUACAACAAUGCUAGGGAACUGGUUCUGAAGCAGUAUAUGGACCAAAUGGCAGGAAAUAUUUCGGCCACAUUGGCCCCUGGCUGGGCUUUGGAUAUUGUCAAGGAAAUAAAAAUGGGGUUGGGUUUGGAUUGUCUAAAGUACUGCUUUACUGGUGGUGCCUCCGUAUCGGAGGAACUAAAACUGCAUUUCCUCAGCCUGGAUUUGCCCCUGGUCGAGGCAUUUGGCAUGUCAGAGACCUGUGGCGGUGUGACUGCCGAUUUCAAGCGGCCAAAUCUGCAGACAAGUGGUCAAGCCUUGGCUGGCGUGGAAUUUAAAAUUGAUAGUCCCGAUAUAUAUGGUGAAGGGGAGAUUCUAAUAAGAGGCCGCUGUAAUUUCAUGGGUUAUCUGAAGGAACCCCAUAAGACCAGGGAAGCUUUCACGGAAGAUGGCUUCAUCAAAAGUGGUGAUAUUGGUCAGCUGGAUGCUGGUGGAAAUGUUUACAUCAAUGGCCGUAUAAAGGAGAUUAUCAUUACUUCGGGUGGAGAAAACAUACCUCCCAUUUAUAUUGAAGACCAAAUCAAAAAGCUGUUGCCCUGUGUUGGUAAUGCCAUGGUCGUGGGUGAUAAUCGGAAAUAUUUAACAGUGCUCUUGACAUUUAAGACUCUCAUCAAUCCCGAUACCGGUUACCCCACAAACGCACUACUACCUGAGACCAUCCAAUGGCUGGCAACACUACAAGUACACUGUACAAAACUCAAUGAACUUUUGAAUAUUCAGCUACCAGAAAAUCUCCAACAUUUGGAUUUCAAUAACAUAGAAAUUAAACUGGAUCCCAGGGUAUUGAAAGGUUUACAGGAUGGCAUUGAUAGCUACAAUCAAGUGGCUCUUUCAAAUGCCCAGAAAAUACAAUAUUUUAGAGUGUUGCUACAUGACUUUUCAAUACCAACUGGGGAAUUGGGACCCACCCUCAAGAGUCGACGCAGUUUUGUUCAGCAGAAAUAUGCCAAAAUUAUAGAUCAAAUGUACAAUUAAUAAAAAA